This is a messenger RNA of Acomys russatus (golden spiny mouse), 1431 nucleotides long. It is a transcript of the gene Tnfsf10, whose product is annotated as TNF superfamily member 10. The record is from RefSeq and is a predicted model, not a curated record. Gene Ontology annotation, biological process: immune response. Gene Ontology annotation, cellular component: membrane. Gene Ontology annotation, molecular function: CD40 receptor binding; tumor necrosis factor receptor binding. Lineage: Eukaryota; Metazoa; Chordata; Mammalia; Rodentia; Muridae. The transcript is spliced from 5 exons. Bases 1 to 873 code for a protein of 290 amino acids.
AUGGACAGCACCACCACUGGGAGCCUGAAGGGCCCCAGCUUCAGUCAGCUCUUCAGGAUGGUGAUGAUCUGCACAGUGCUGCUGCAGAUGCUCCUGCAGGCCCUGUCUGUGGCUGUGACUUACGUGUACUUCACCAGCGAGAUAAAGCAGCUGCAGGACAAACACUCCGGAAGUGGAAUAGCCUGCUUCUUGACGGAAGACCCUGACCCCACUGACAAAGAGAUCCUGAACAGAUCCUGCUUGCAAGCGAAGAGGCAGCUGCACCAGCUCAUUGAAAAGGUGACUUGGAGAACCAUUGAGGAAAACUUUCCGGCAGUUCAAGAAAAGCAGCUGAGUGCCCCCCUGCCACCCAGAGUUGGAAGGCCUCAGAGAGUGGCAGCUCACAUUACCGGAAUCAGGCGAAGAAGCACCUCAGCCCUGAUUCGAAUCUCCAAGGACGGAAAGACCUUGGGUCAGAAGAUAGAGAGCUGGGAGUCAUCGAGGAAAGGGCAUUCUUUCCUCAACCACGUGCACCUGAGGAACGGAGAGCUGGUCAUCCAGGAGCAGGGCCUUUAUUACAUCUACUCCCAAACGUACUUCCGAUUUCAGGAGGCUGAAGAAAUGUCCCAGACUGUCUCAAAGGACAGAAAGAGAAACAAACAGUUGGUGCAGUACAUCUACAAAUACACCACCUACCCAGACCCCAUAAUACUGAUGAAGAGUGCCAGGAACAGUUGUUGGUCCAGAGACGCGGAGUACGGUCUCUACUCCAUCUAUCAAGGGGGACUGUUCGAGCUUAAAGAAAAUGACAGAAUCUUUGUCUCCGUGACGAAUGAGCAUCUGAUAGACCUGGACCAAGAAGCCAGUUUUUUUGGAGCCUUCUUAAUUAACUAAAUGACCUGCAAAGAUCAGACACUGUUCUCAAAUGCCCAGUAAUCUAAGUUGAAUACACACCCAGAAAGUGACUGAACUGCUGGGGGCAUGGCUUGGCCGCAGAAGCCUUAGAACACAUGUGACAAAGCAAGGCAGCUAGAAUCAAAAGCCCAGCCACAGACACUUUCGGUGUUUAUGAAAGGGACCUGACUUAUUCCCAAAAUGAAACCACUGUACCCUCUCGGUGUUCUACUUGAUACCGUUUGCAAAGAUCUAGAUGAUGUUCAGUAUCUAGGUAUUUCGUAAUAAUUGACCGGUUUUUUGCCCUUGUUAUCUGGUUCGGGGUGUUCAACCCAGUGCUCAUGGGCUGUCAGAAGACCUGGAUAGCUGUGAAUGUGGGCCAGCCCAAAAAUCAUAGAAUCUCUCACUAAAACAUUAGGGAACGAGAGUAUGUGUGUUCGUUUGUGUGUGUGACUGGGGUUUUUUGUUUGUUUGUUUGUGUCCUUUUUUAAAUUUUAUUUUGUGUUUGACUUCUUAUGACUUAUUUUUAAUGCCAACUGACCAUGUGCUUCUUGAGUA